CUGGCCCGCCCCCUCCGGGCCUGCCCCUUAGUCCGCUGCCGCGUUCUCUUCUUCGUCUUCACGCGAGCCGCUGCUCCGCCGCCUCUUGCACUUCCUGUGGGCACCUCUGCGGACUGGGAACUGACCUAUUGCUGACCUUUCAUCAUGAAGGCCAUGGAGGACCAGGUUGUUCAGGAAGAACAAGGAUACCAGGAUGAUGAUGAAUCAUUGUUUCAAGACAUCGAUCUGCUACAAAAGCACGGCAUAAAUGUGGCUGAUAUCAAGAAAAUGAAGACAGCAGGGAUCUGCACUGUCAAGGGGAUCCAGAUGACCACCAGGCGUGCCCUGUGCAACAUCAAGGGACUCUCCGAGGCCAAAGUAGACAAGAUUAAAGAAGCAGCCAACAAACUUAUAGAGCCAGGCUUCCUGACUGCCUUUGAGUAUAGUGAGAAGCGGAAGAUGGUUUUCCAUGUCACCACAGGAAGCCAGGAAUUUGAUAAGCUGUUAGGGGGCGGAAUUGAGAGCAUGGCAAUUACAGAAGCUUUUGGGGAAUUUAGAACAGGAAAAACCCAGCUUUCUCACACCCUCUGUGUGACAGCUCAGCUUCCAGGAACGGGAGGUUAUCCAGGAGGAAAGAUCAUCUUCAUCGAUACGGAAAAUACUUUCCGUCCAGACCGUCUUCGAGACAUUGCUGACCGCUUUAAUGUAGACCACAAUGCUGUCCUGGACAACGUACUCUAUGCCCGUGCUUAUACCAGUGAACAUCAGAUGGAGCUGCUUGACUAUGUGGCUGCCAAGUUCCAUGAGGAAGCUGGCGUCUUCAAACUUUUGAUCAUCGAUUCAAUAAUGGCACUCUUCCGUGUGGAUUUCAGUGGUCGAGGGGAAUUAGCUGAGAGGCAGCAGAAACUGGCCCAGAUGUUAUCUCGACUUCAGAAGAUAUCAGAAGAGUACAAUGUGGCUGUGUUUGUGACCAAUCAGAUGACGGCUGAUCCUGGAGCAACUAUGACUUUUCAGGCAGACCCUAAAAAGCCCAUUGGAGGUCACAUCCUGGCUCAUGCUUCAACAACCAGGAUUAGCUUGCGGAAGGGAAGGGGAGAGCUUCGCAUCGCUAAAAUUUAUGACAGCCCCGACAUGCCUGAAAAUGAAGCCACCUUCGCAAUAACAGCUGGAGGAAUUGGGGAUGCCAAGGAGUAGGCGGAGAAUUGGUGCAGAACUGGAGGGCAGAACAAGCUCGAUCAGGACUGAAGAAAGACUGAAGAAAACACCUAUUCAGAGCAUGAAAACAGAGUUUGUUUUUUGACAUGAUUCAGAGUGUUGACUAAUGGGAAGUGGGUAAAAGAGAUAAAAAUGAUUUCUUGCCUUUUAAGUACCUGGUUCCUCUCCAUUAUCUUUUCAAAGUAUUGCAAAAUUCUCUGAACUAACAUGAACCCAGAGUACUCUGCCCCAGUUUUUUAUGGACCCAUACACUCUCUCUCUCCCUUAGCCUUUGUUUGUACUUCCCCAAACAGAAAAGUUGUGUUAAUUCUAAGACAGAGAGGCUCCUUGGGCCCAUGAGAAAACUCUUUGUAUUGAGACUUUGAGGGUGGCUGCUUAGCCUUAUUAUUAUUAUUAGCAACAAUAAACCAAACCUCUACUUAAGGACUGGCUUCCAGCAGCUUUAAAUGGUUUUUAAAGAAAUCUACCCUAUAAAUUGCUAUUCUAGGGGAAGGGAGGAAGGCAGGGAAUUAAGGAUGAACCCUCUAGUUUGGGGUGGCUGGCUAAUGCUUUUUGGAGAAUUAUUUUGAAAAUUUUAACUGUAAAAUUUCAGAAUGUAAGUUUUUAAAUGUAUAAAGUUUUCAUAUUAUUUAUUCUGAUUAUUAAACACAAAAUUACAAAAAUA
This is a messenger RNA of Monodelphis domestica (gray short-tailed opossum), 1858 nucleotides long. It is a transcript of the gene DMC1, whose product is annotated as DNA meiotic recombinase 1. Gene Ontology annotation, molecular function: ATP hydrolysis activity; DNA strand exchange activity; ATP binding. Gene Ontology annotation, cellular component: condensed nuclear chromosome; nucleus. Lineage: Eukaryota; Metazoa; Chordata; Mammalia; Didelphimorphia; Didelphidae. Gene Ontology annotation, biological process: chromosome organization involved in meiotic cell cycle; DNA recombinase assembly; mitotic recombination. The record is from RefSeq and is a predicted model, not a curated record.